CUGCGCGUCGUCCGCCCCCCUCAGGCCAGCGCCGUGACGUUAGGGGACGCAGUGGGCGGACACCCAACGGUUUUCCCGCCCGCAGCCAAUAGGAGUCGAGCAGCUCGCUCGUCUCGGCCAAUCGGCGCGCGAUACGGUUUAAAGCGCUUUAUAAGCGGGCGGUUUGAACUGUCGAAGACGUCGGGCGGACUUUGCAUGGAGAGAAUGGAGCCCUGCACAGCCAAGAGUCACCCUGCAGUGUCUGGCACUCAUGUGAAGCGUUUACCUUCUGUGGCCGAUGGCCCCAAACGGGUCCCAAUGACACAACUGCAGCAGCAGAGACAGAUUGGCCAGGUGAAGGCGCCAGUAGCGGUCCUUGGUGCGAAGAGGGUGCCUUCUUCUACUUCUAAUGUUCCACAGAGAGUGCUUUCCCAGAAACCGCUUGUAACCAAUCAAAAACAAGUACUCCCAUCGGCGGCCAAUCAGGCUCAACCUAAUCCCAUACCACAGGUCCAGCCAGCAUCCCGCACACAGCCAGCCAAUGAAAACCGAGACCCAAAUGGUACUACAGCUCCUCCCCCUGCAGACAAGAAAGUUGCCGCCAAUCCAAGCCAAAUGGUGUCCUCUACCAUCUCUGCCACUUCUACAAAUAAGGAAGAGGGUAAAAAGAAGCAGUGGUGUCUGGAGGACUUUGAGAUUGGCCGUCCUUUAGGAAAAGGAAAGUUUGGCAAUGUGUAUCUGGCCAGGGAGAAGAAGAGUAAAUUCAUCAUGGCUUUGAAGGUUCUCUUUAAAUCCCAGUUGGAGAAAGCCAAUGUGGAGCAUCAGCUGCGCAGAGAGGUGGAGAUCCAGUCACACCUGAGACAUCCAAAUAUUCUUCGGUUAUACGGCUAUUUCCACGAUGCCACCAGAGUCUACCUUAUCCUGGACUAUGCUCCCCGAGGUGAGCUCUUCCGGGAGCUGCAGCGGUGUACGCGGUUUGACGACCAACGAGCUUCUACUUACGUCACACAGCUGGCUGAUGCUCUAAUAUAUUGCCAUGCCAAGAAGGUGAUACAUCGGGACAUCAAACCGGAGAACCUGCUUCUUGGCGCUAAUGGGGAAUUAAAAAUUGCAGAUUUCGGCUGGUCUGUGCACGCCCCAUCGUCUCGGAGGACCACAUUGUGUGGCACACUGGACUAUUUACCUCCAGAGAUGAUCGAAGGGAACAUGCAUGAUGAGAAGGUGGACCUGUGGAGCCUUGGAGUCCUUUGCUAUGAAUUUCUAGUGGGCAAACCUCCAUUUGAGACAGAUUCACACCAGGAAACCUAUAGGAGGAUCUCAAAGGUGGAGUACAAUUUUCCCCCACAUGUGUCGGAGGGAGCAAGAGAUCUCGUCAGCAAACUGUUAAAGCAUAACCCUGACCACAGGCUGCCACUAAAAGAUGUGCUCGAGCAUCCUUGGGUGGUCCAGAACUCUAACAAACGCCCCACGUCAUACACCCAAUGAUGAACAGCAGAGACCUGUGUUGGGGGGGCGACACUGCUUCCUGCAUCUGUUCUCAAACCUCACCACAAAACAAGCCUUUUAUAAUCCACAUUGUACCUGAUCCACUUCAGUCUUCAACAUCUUAAUUGGACAAAAUCUAGCUAAUCCAGACCGUGUACACUGAAUAUUAAUCUACUUUAAAUAGUUCUCCAGGAAAGGGGGGCAACGCAUUAAGUCCGCUAGUGUUAGUGUUUUUUUUCCCUUUUACUGGUUUGUGGUCCUCUGCUAGUCUUCCUUCACUGGACAGCUGAGUGGUUCGAACACUCGCUGCAGUUCACUAGCAUCCACUGCAGCACUACCAAAGCUUGUCCCUUGCAGAAAACUUAAGAACAUCCUUCUAUGAGUGUAUUAAGGAGUCUCUUCACUGGAGAACUGUUCUUAUGACCUGCAGCGUCCAGGCAUGUAAAGAGCUGUGACUGGGGACGGUCUAGUAGAUCCUAGGCAUGUGCAGAGCUAUGGUUGGGGACUGUCUAGUAGAUCCUAGGCGUGUAAAGUGCUGUGGACUGUCCAGUAGAGCCUAGGCAUGUAAAGUGUUGUGGCCUGUCCAGUAGAGCCUAGGCAUGUGCAGAGCUAUGGUUGGGGACUGUCUAGUAGAUCCUAGGCAUGUGCAGAGCUAUGGUCCGGGACUGUCUAGUAGAUCCUAGGCAUGUGCAGAGCUAUGGUCCAGGAAUGUCUAGUAGAUCCUAGGCAUGUGCAGAGCUAUGGUCCGGGUAUGUCUAGUAGAUCCUAGGCAUGUCCAGAGCUGUGGUUGGACUGUCCAGGGUUAGGAUGACCAGUGCAAUAGCGAUACGAAUGCCUUGAUGUAUUUAUUUGGCUGCCGCUGCAGUCACUGAACAGCUGCUUGAAUCUGUGAAUGGGUCAUCCAAUCUUGCAUGUAAAUGUUUUUUUAAAUGUUUCUCUUCAAGUGUUCUGUCCUUUCUUCUUUAAUUGUUUAACUUUCAAUUUUUUUUAAAUAAAAAAUAAAGUUCUAUGCUAUAACUUGA
Molecule: messenger RNA, 2486 nt
Organism: Rana temporaria (common frog)
Lineage: Eukaryota; Metazoa; Chordata; Amphibia; Anura; Ranidae
Gene: AURKA
Product: aurora kinase A
Exons: 9
Coding region: 196-1464 (422 amino acids)
Biological process (GO): meiotic spindle organization; mitotic cell cycle; centrosome cycle
Cellular component (GO): chromosome passenger complex; spindle midzone; spindle microtubule
Molecular function (GO): protein kinase activity; ATP binding
Source: RefSeq, a predicted model, not a curated record